Stegostoma tigrinum is the source of this 8064-nucleotide messenger RNA. It is a transcript of the gene akap6, whose product is annotated as A kinase (PRKA) anchor protein 6. The transcript has 16 exons. The record is from RefSeq and is a predicted model, not a curated record. Gene Ontology annotation, molecular function: transmembrane transporter binding; protein kinase A binding. Gene Ontology annotation, cellular component: sarcoplasmic reticulum; perinuclear region of cytoplasm. The coding region runs from base 260 to 7951 and encodes 2563 amino acids. Lineage: Eukaryota; Metazoa; Chordata; Chondrichthyes; Orectolobiformes; Stegostomatidae.
UCUGACUGAUGUCAUAGCAGCAUGCAGCAGGUCAAACGAGACACCUCCUAGCGCAUCCUUACAGCUACGAACAAACCUAAGGAAAAAUGGUAUAACAGGAAAUGUUUCAGAUAGAAAAGCAUCAAGAUCAACUUGACAAUCUUCAUACAGAAAAAAUACUGUUCAGAAAUAAGCAGCAGGCUGCGGUCAAUGCUGAACGACAGUCUUGGUGAAAACUACAGCUGAACACAAGAGCAUUCCAGAUUUAAGCACAACAGGCAUGAGCAUCGUACUAUCUCCAGUGUGCAGCCAAGAGCUGGAUGCCGUAGCAUCAGAUGCAUCUCCUAUGAUCACAAAUAUGACCCCUCUUGAAGAGGCAGAGGAUGAGGGAAGGAUGAAGGAACUUGACACUAUGCUGCGCUAUGAGAAACCGCCACCACUACACACUGGAGCAGACUGGAAAGUUGUCCUUCACUUGCCGGAAAUAGAAACAUGGCUUCGUAUGACGUCAGAGCGGGUUCGAGAUCUCACCUACUCUGUACAGCAGGACACAGAGAAUAGACAUGUAGACGUUCACCUGGUACAACUAAAGGAUAUCUGUGAAGAUAUUUCAGAUCAUGUGGAACUGAUCCAUGCCCUAUUAGAGACAGAAAUUUCACUGAAGCUUCUCUCCUACUCAGUCAAUAUCCUUGUGGACAUCCACACUGUUCAACUUUUGUGGCACCAGCUGCGUGUGUCAGUUCUUGUGCUUCGUGAAAGAAUUCUUCAGGGUCUUCAGGAUUCAAACGGAAACUACACAAGACAGACUGAUAUUCUUCAGGCUUUUGGAGAGGACAGAAAAGAGACCUGUUUGGACACUCUGACUGAAGUUGAUGAUGCAGGUCAGUUGACCAUUAAAUGUUCUCAAGACUACUUUUCUUUGGAUUGUGGUAUCACUGCCUUUGAACUGUCUGGCUACAGUCCUAGUGAAGACGUGUCCUGUGGCCCAGAGGCCACCAUGACCUCCAGUUCAGCUGCCAAGGCUAAACCAAAACCAAUUGAACAGUGGAACAGUGCUGACCUGGAAAAAGACUUUCCAGAGUUGGUUGAUAGCGUGGGGCUACUUUCUGUAGCAAAUAAUCAUUCCACUUCCAGACCUGAAGAAAUUAAGGCAAAUGAUGAAAGUCAUAUGACAUGCACUGUUCAUCAAACCUUGGUACAGGACAACAAAGCCACAGCAAACUCCAAGUUGUCACCCACAUCAACAAAUCAACCGGCCCUACCACAAAGUCUUCCAAUGGAGUGUGCAAGAACCCAAAAAGAAAUUAGAAACUCCAAACAGAAGGUAUUUUCUGACACUAAUGGUGAUGUUCUAGAACCUAAAAGAUGUGUCCAAGUGCAUUCUUGUAAUGCAAAUAGUAACCACUAUGAAAACACAAUACCAAAAAGACCAAUUAAAGAUUGUUUCAAUUAUAAUGCAGAGUCUCCGACAGAGCCGUCCUUACCCAAAAGAGCUUUGUAUCUAAAUGAAAUUUCUAAAGACGAUCUGGAAGUUAGCUGCUGCAGAGUUUCACCUUCUAUUCUCCUGCACAAGGCAGAAAUGAGCAGAAGUACACCAUCUCUUUUCGAUCAUCCUGACAGGUCUAGACUUUGGCUCGACUUAGCUUCAUCCUACCCAAGCUCUGCAAAUGCUGCUGUCAGUUACUCUUGUGAUGAAUUAAACAAAACACGUGGUACAGACAAUGGAUGCCCAAGUUCUUCUUCUCAAUGUAAUUUAGAAAAGACCACCUUAGAUCGAAAUAACGCCAAUGAACAAUUUCAAAGAAAGUCUCCAGCUAUUUGGAAAUCAUGCGACUUUCAUGAUCUUAGCCAAUCUAACAAAGAGUCUACAAGAAGCCCCACAUCUCAUGAUAGAGAACCUUUAGUGCAAAAUAUCAGUGGCAUUUCCUUAUUCUCCAGACAGACAUCCCCAUAUCAGAAGCAACUAAAUACCACAGAUAAACUGAAGAAUUUCUAUCCGUGUUGUCCUCCACAUACAAAAAUACCAACUGGUGAGAAUAACAAUAGUUCUGACUCGUUUACUGUAAAGUGUGAGAACAGUUAUGAAUCAACAAAUAUUUCCUCAUGGCACCAAGAUGAGGACCUUUGUAGUGAGAAUAAGAAGCAGCCACCUAUUAGUCAGAGCUCCUCUGAAUCAAUGCCUGCACAAUUGCCUUUACUUUUGCCACAUAAUGAGACCAGGAUAGACUCUCCUGGCUUUAUCCCUACUCUAUCUUUGCUACAACAGCAACCAAGGACACAAAAUAAUUCAAGCCAAAAUAAAACUACUGAAAAUGAUAAAGCUGACAUUUGGUUUGGUUCGAAUGAGUAUUUGGCUCUUCCAUCUCACCUGAAGGAAACUGAAGGGUUAACUUUGAAACUAGAGAAUUUGACAAAGCUGUUGUCACAUCAAUCUACAGACGAAACACUUCAAAACAUUGAAGAUUGGGAGCUGUCAGAAGCAAAUUCUGUGAAUGAGAUAAUUCCAUCAAUUCACAGUGAAAACAGGAAAUGCCACCCUAUAACUGGAACUAUAUCCCCAUCUUCCUCAAGUGAUGUUGCUUCCUCCAUAGAUGACAGCAUUGAAUCUGGUCCACUCAGCAACAUCCUGUCAGAUGAUGAGCCAUCAAUAGCAGAUAUAACUACUAAGCACUACACUACAACCCAACUCUCACAUCCAUGGUUAACACAGAUGCCAAAGAAAGCCUUGGAUGGGACUGCUCCUAAGUCAACUCUGGUUCAACAGCUUCAGCAGGAUAUUCAGCAGAAACAGAAUAACAAUGACGUAUGGGAAAAAAUUGAGGGUUUUGUAAAUAAGCUUGAUGAAUUGAUUCAUUGGUUGUUUGAAGCCAUGGAAACAACUGAAAACUGGACACCUCCAAAAGCUGAUACAUGCAGUCUGAAGCUCUAUCUGGAAACCCAUUUGUGUUUUAAACUCAAUGUAGAUAGUCACUGUGCGCUAAAAGAUGCCGUGCUGGAAGAAGGGCAGCAACUUCUGGAGCUUAUUGAAUCGCACAAAUCAGGAUUGAAAGAUAUGCUGCAGAUUAUUACAAGUCAAUGGCAGGAGCUACAAAAGCAAAUCAAACGACAGCACAGUUGGAUUCUUCGAGCUCUGGACGUAAUCAAAGCUGAGAUAUUGGCAACUGAUGUGCCUGCAGAUGGCUUGGAAGGAUCUAGAAGCCCCAAAGGAGAAAUACAGCUUAUCAACUUAGAGACCAGGAGAGAUGCUGUGGAACAGAUGUCACUGAAGCUUUAUAGCGAGCAGUACACGAGUCACAACAAUAGAAAACAAGAAUUUGCUGCAAUGUCAAAAGUCAAUCGGGUAGAUACUUACAGCCUUCUGGACUUUGAAUCGGAGUACCAGGAGCUCUGGGAUUGGCUGAUUGACAUGGAAUCCAUAGUGAUGGACAGCCAUGACCUGAUGAUGUCAGAAGAGCAGCAGCAGCAUCUUUACAAGGGAUACAACAUGGAAAUGUCAAUGUGGCUUCCAAAGAAACUACAUUUGCUAAAGAAGGUUGCAUCUCUGAGAGAAGCUGGUAAUUCCUUACCCAGUGAAAUUCUUGAAAGGAUAGAGGGAAUUAAAGACAAAUGGCACCUGUUAGAGAGAACGCUCAGAGAGAAAACCCAGCACACAGUAAUGGGCCCGAGUGGGGCAGGAGCAUGUGAUCUUCUGUCACCUGAAAGCAGUAGCCUGGUGAGGCAGCUGGAGGUCAGGAUCAAAGAGCUUAAAUGUUGGAUGAGAGAUACGGAGCUUUUCAUCUUUAAUUCCUGCCAGCUGCAAGAAAAAGAAGGGACAACGGAGGUCCAGAAAAAACUGCAGCAUUUUAAGUCACUAUGUGCUGAAAUUAAACAACGUCGACGUGGCAUAAUAUCCGUAUUACGAUUAUGCCAACGACUCGUUGAUGACACAGAUGCCAGCUGUUCAGAAGCUGAUCGUCAGUCAAUGCAACUUAUUAUUGUGAACUUGGAAAGAAGAUGGGAAGCUAUAAUAAUGCAAACUGUCCAGUGGCAGAACAGACUGCAAAAACAACUAGGAAAAGAUGAGGACUCCUUAAGUUGUGUUGAACCUAGUCUAAUGGAUCUGAAUAUUUUGCUUGAAGAUUCACUGGAAUGGGAUGAAAUGGACAUGAGUAACAAUCUAAUUGGUAUCCAAGAUGAAACAGUUGAUAUUGCACUUGAGGAAAAAGAUGUAUCAAAAUUCUCACCUAGACCCAUCAAUAAUCUUAGUGAUGAACUUAUGCUAGAUCAAUAUACCAAUGGCCCUGGAGAAUCACUGUAUAGCCCUGGUGAAGUUCCUUCUUCCUGUCCAGAUAUCUAUCAGGUCUACACCCAACAUAAUAUACAAGUCCCCGGGAAAGAUGAUACACCAUUCUUCAAGAAUGCCUCAAUUUUUCCCAGUUCAAAGAAUUUAGUAAGGAGUACAAGUAAAGAUUCCUCUCUUUCAUCUGAUGACUCUUUGCCAGAGCUACUGGAUGAGUUAAGUCCAUUAAAAAAGAGCAAACCAAUAUCACUGAAACUUGAGAGUGAGAAUGAAAUAGUCAGUGAAGAUGAUGCUGAAACUAUAAUAAAUUCUCAAACCUCCCUGCCAAAUCAAAUUGAUCAAGUUCAAACUGUCAAACAAUUGCAUCCCCUGAUUGAAUUAAAACAUAAAGACUGUCCAAUUAAGUCAUGCAUUUGCCAAAGAAAGGGUUCACUUGCAAAAAAAGAAAUGAGGAAUGCAGCAAGAAUACAAAGAACAAAAAAUAAUGUAGAAUUGUCAAAAAAUCUUCAAUCACUGUCUCUAAGUAAUGAAGGAAACUUACAGCCUCAUGAUAUGAAUAAUACCCCUUCAAAGGACUUUUCAAAUGAUUUGGAGGCUCAAUAUGAUGUGUUUACAUUUUAUGACUAUUCUUACCUGCAAGGCCCUGAGCUUGAGUUAAAUAUGACUGUAACUCACUCACUUGAAGAAAAGGUGACUACUGAUGGGAAUGUGUCCUCUAAACCAAAUUCUGCUGAAUUUAUUUUUGAAAAUGGGCUAUCAGCUCCUGAUUCCAAGCCAGACUCUAUUACAUCCAAAAAAUGCCUGCCAGUAAAAUCAGAUGAUGCUAACCUUGAGACUUACUAUAGCAAAACAGACAAUGACCAACUAUCUCAAAACAAUAUAAAUGAUUCAGGUUUUGCAUUUUUGACUCCAAAGUCAUCAGUGGAAUCACUUUCAAUUGCUGGUGACAUAUUUCAGCUUGGAACUAACAAUCACAAAAAUGGUGAUCUCCAACGCAGUACUUCCUUAGAGAGCUGGGUUAUUCCAUAUAAAGUCACAGAGGAGUUACAUAGCAUUCAAGGUUCAGGGGAUAUUAUAGGUAGUGAUGCAGUCGGGGAGCUAAGUAAGAGGACAUUAGAUCUAUUGAAACGUCUAGAAAACAUCCAAAGUCCCAUGAGUCCAAAAAUGAAACGUAGUGUUUCUGAUAUCACAUUGCAGAGUAACUCUCUCAAAAUGUCAUGCACUGGCCAGCUCUCAUUUGAUGCUGCAUCAUCAGCAAAUGAAGAUUCUGCUGCUUCUCUCACAGAAUUAAGCAGCAGUGAUGAGCUUUCUUUGUGCUCUGAAGAUAUAAUUGUUCAUAAAAAUAAAAUUUCAGACUCGAAUGCAUCAUUCAAAAAACAGGUUAAGCACUCAGUGACUGAUGAAGCUGAUGUCAAUAUAAGCAUGAUUGUUAAUGUGUCUUGUACAUCUGCUUGUACAGAUGAAGAAGACGAUAGUGAUUUGCUUUCUAGUUCAACCCUUACUCUAACUGAAGAGGAGCUAUGCAUUAACGAUGAUGAUGAUUCCAGCAUUGCUACAGAUGAUGAAAUUAAUGAAGAAAGUAAUCACAUUUUAGACAGGAACUUUAUGAAAAAUGAAUUACACCACUGGAUUAAACCAAUUUUUUCUGUGACAAAGGAAAAGAAAAAAAUGAAUCCUGGAGAAAAGGAUCAAUGCAGGACUGAUUCAAAUAGUAUAAAGUUACCAACCUUCAAAAAUAUUUCAACACUUUAUCCAUUUUUAAACACUUCUGCAUUGAUGCAGUCUGAGUCCAAAGCCUGUAAAAGCACACCAUUCCAUCCAAAAGAAAGACACCACAAACAAAAUGGAGUGGAGACUCUCAGACACUCCUAUGGUGACCAUUUGAAAGAUGAUGUAGAGAAUGGUAAUGUGGAAAAAUCUCCACUAAAAGACAAGAAAGAACUAAUCGAAGAGAUAGACCAUAAGAAAUUUCAGUAUUUUGAAAAGGAGUAUAAUACUAGCAAGACCCAUAAAUCAGAACGUUCAAAUUCUGAAUUAUUUAGUGGAACAUUUGAGCAGUUAGCAGAUGUUCCUUCUACACAGCACAUUCCAGUUCCCCAGACCCCUAUACAGUCUUCACAGAAAGAUAAAUGGUUUAUAUGUUUGGAAGACAAUGGGGCUGCAAACCAACAUUUGUCAUCAUCUGCUUUUAACAUCAAUGAGAAGCCUAUUUUCUCAGAGAAACUUGAAAAGAACUGUAAUGUUACAGUAUUAGGUGGGAACACAGCUUCUGCAAAUGAAGAUAAGAAACUUCAACAACAUGAAGAUUCCAGUGCAGAUUUAAUACUUAACUGCCGUCGUGAUGAAUAUAAUCUGACUAGUCAAGGAUCAUCUGAAAAAUGUUCAUCUCAUCUUAAAACAGAAAGCAGACUUUUGGAAGAAGCUGAUAAGGAUUAUAUAAAUGAUAUUUCAAAUUGUUCCUGUCAUUCUAGUGUUCCUCAUGGUGUUGAUGGUGAAGAAGAUAGCUCUGUUCAUAAUUUUGUGAUGGAAAUAAUUGAUAUGGCAUCAACAGCUCUUAAAAAUAUAUCUCAACAUGAUUCUGAAAUGAUGAGUCCAACUUCAGUGGCUCAGAUCAAGGAAAAGGUAUUGGAACAUUCCCACCGUCCUUUGCAGCUGCGAAAAGGAGACUUUUAUUCUUAUCUGUCUAUAUCAUCACAUGACAGUGACUGUGGUGAGGUAAACACAUGCAUUGAUGAGAAAAGCAGCACAGCUUUGCCUUUAGAUUUUAAUGAGAAGACCAGGUUAGAAAACAACGAUGAAGAUGAUAACUUGUACAGUGAUGAUGUUGAAGAACAAGCUACCCCACACCGCUCUUGCUUAUUUAAUUAUACACUUCAAAAGGACAAGAUUUCAGAUGAUAAUCUAUAUCUUUUGACCAAACCUGAACCAUUUUUUGACAACAAUGCAUCGCAGUUGCCAAAUGGUAAAGUGGACAUUAUAACAUCGAAAGUUAUUCAUGUGACUCCAACUAACCAAAAUAAAAAUGUUGGAAAUCCAACAGGAACAAACAAACUUACUGAAAGUUCAGAUACAUUCUUAGGAGUUUCUAAUCAAACACAUAACACACCUGAAGACAAUAAAUUUCAAUCAGUAGAGUGCCACUUUGAGAAAUCAAACCAUAAUUCUUUGCUGCCUAAAGCACAGACAGACAUUUCUAAAUGUUUGUCAAAUAAUGAGUCCUUUGUUGCUAGAUCUAAACUUGAAAUGCUUGAAACUGGUGAUCUUCCAUUUAAGAGUGAGAGUGAUGAAAAUCAUAAAUCAGUAAAACAAUCCAAUGAAAUGCAAAUGAAUCUGGUGGAGGACUCACAACCAACUGACAGUCAUCUUGAAAAACCAGGAUUUCCAUAUGGAUUUCCUGUUUAUGAAAGUUACCAAACUGAAGAUUGUGAAGUCAAACAGAAUAUUUCCACAAAAGAAAAUAAUUAUGACGGGGACUUCAACUUGUCUCAGAAAGAGAUCCCUAGAUCUCAAGAAUAUGCAGCAGGGAAUCCUAGGACAACUCAAAGGAGCAAAACCACUGAUGCCAAAACUACAUCCUGUGUAUCCGACCACAGUGAACUUCCAAGCAACUCUCAUGCUGCAAGAACUGUACCCAAGAAAUCUGGCUGUAACCUUGCUCCAUUUUUGCCCACCUAUUCCCAAAGCAGCCUGUAAUUUAAUUGAACCAUCUUCUUCCUCACUGUCAUUGAAGACAAAUUCCUUCCAAAUGCGAGUUUUUCAAGCAGGUGUGGUAAUCUGGUUGCUUCUCUUGGUCCUGUGUAUGGCAG